CAGGCGGGCUGCUGGGGCGGGGAGGUGGGACCGGCGAGAGAGAGGGGUGACCGUGGGGCCCGGCCGGGCUGGGUUGGGGGGCCGCAGCCAUGAUCCGGGCCUUCUCGUUCCCGGUGAGCCCGGAGCGGGGUCGGUUGCGGGGUUGGUUGGAAGGCAGCCUGGCCGGGCUCUGCGAGUUGCAUUGGCUCCGGGAGAGGCAGGAGUACCGCGUGCAGCAGGCGCUGCGGCUGGCCCAGCCCGGAAUGGGGGGCGCCGAGGCGGAGGACGAGGAGGACGCCGACGAGGACGAAGAUGCGGCGGCGGCACGCCGGGCCGCAGCGGCCCUGGAGGAGCAGCUGGAGGCCCUGCCUGGGCUCAUCUGGGACCUGGGCCAGCAGCUGGGAGACCUGAGUCUGGAAUCUGCAGGCCUGGACCAGGAGAGUGGGCGAAGCUCGGGCUUCUAUGAAGACCCCAGUUCCACGGGAGGCCCAGAUUCACCACCCUCCACCUUCUGCGGCGACAGUGGCUUCUCCGGAUCUGGCUCCUAUGGACGCCUAGGUCCCUCAGACCCCCGGGGCAUCUAUGCCAGUGAGAGGCCCAAAUCCCUAGGCGACGCCAGUCCCAGCGCUCCGGAGUCGGUGGGCGCCCGGGCCGCGGUGCCUCGCUCGUUCUCCGCUCCCUACCCGACGGCGGCGGGGUCGGCGGGCGUUGAAGCCUGCUCCUCUGCGGAGCGUCGUGCGCGCGCUGGGCCUUUCCUGACGCCGAGCCCGCUGCACGCGGUCGCCCUGCGCAGCCCUCGGCCGCACGGUCGCGCUCCCUCCAACUCUCCCGACGCGGCGGCCGGACGGCCCCUGGACGGCUACAUCUCGGCGCUCCUGCCCGGCGCCUGCCGUCGGUGGCGCUCCACGGCCGAGAUCGACGCCGCGGACGGGCGCAGAGGCCGUCCCCGCGCGCCUGCGAGCCGCGGCCCAGGGCCUUCCCCCUCCGCCCCGCAGCGCAGGCUUCUGUACGGCUGCGCGGGCAGCGACUCCGAGUGUUCAGCCGGGCGCCCGGGGCCUCUGGGCCGCCGCGUGGCCCCCGGUGGCCUGGUGGGCGGCUACGGAGAGAGUGAAUCGAGCGCCAGCGAGGGCGAGUCUCCUGCCUUCAGCUCGGCCUCCAGCGACUCGGAUGGCAGUGGCGGCCUGGUGUGGCCGCAGCAGCUGGUGGCGGCCACCGCAGCCUCCUCCUCCCCCGGGGCUGGUGCAGGUGGAGGGACCCCCGCGGGUCCCGCCAAGGUUUUCGUGAAGAUCAAAGCCUCCCACGCGCUGAAGAAAAAGAUCCUGCGUUUCCGAUCGGGUUCGCUCAAGGUCAUGACAACUGUGUGAGUUUGGGGAGGGAUCGGCUUGGACUCCGCCUUCAUGGCCUCUGCGCCUCCACACUUCUGAUCAUCGACCCCUUCCACACCCACCUUCCAAAGACCACCAGUUUUCUCUGCUUCCAAAGACCAUCCUCACUCCCCACCCUAGCCACCCAUAAGCAGUCCUGGUUGGAAAGGCUCCUCCUCCCUUACCCCCCCCCUCACAGGGAGGCAUUCAUAUUGUCCCAGUUCAGGUGACUUUAAAGGCCUUGAACAAGAAAGUUCCCCUCUGUGGGUCUCACUUUCCUCAUCUGUACAAUGGGUGUCCAUGUAUGCAAAAGUUGUAAUUCCGUUUGAAAGCCCCCUCCCAUUUUAGUUUAGAAGCCUAGUCUGUACCCUCUUCACUUCUCUCACAGAGCCUUUUCAUUUUUCUUUUCGGUGCCCUUCUCAUUCACAAAGUGCCCCCUCCAUAUCCCUGGACCCUUAGGAUAUCCCCUUGGCAUCCCUGGGUCAGAGACUCUGGAUCUGACUCAGGUAGUACCUGCAGAGUGCCCUGGAAAAGGAAAGAGCACUGAUGUAGGGGUUUUGAGGGUCAAGUAGGAGUUGCCAACAUCUGGAAAGGACUCUUUCCUCCCCUUCCCUGGACACUUAUGGAGGACUGGGAGGUCAAAGAGCAGAAGAAAGAUGGUUUCAACCUCGUGCCUCUCCCCAUGGGGAGUGGGGGAGGCCAAAUGGCCCUCAGCUGUUCCAAUCCAGUGGGGUUUUUUUGUUUGUUGUUUUUUGGGUUUUUUUUUUAGUUACUAUAUUUAUUAUGACGAUGGUGACUCCCCCGUGCACAGGGGAGCCAGAUUCUGUGUUUCUCUAAUCUCUUUGUAAAUAAAUGCACAAUGUUACAUA
Nannospalax galili (Upper Galilee mountains blind mole rat) is the source of this 2212-nucleotide messenger RNA. It is a transcript of the gene Dact3, whose product is annotated as dishevelled binding antagonist of beta catenin 3. The transcript has 5 exons. Gene Ontology annotation, biological process: negative regulation of canonical Wnt signaling pathway. Gene Ontology annotation, cellular component: cytoplasm. NCBI's taxonomy places the organism in Eukaryota, Metazoa, Chordata, Mammalia, Rodentia, Spalacidae. The record is from RefSeq and is a predicted model, not a curated record. The coding region runs from base 90 to 1343 and encodes 417 amino acids.